Molecule: messenger RNA, 447 nt
Organism: Hibiscus syriacus
Lineage: Eukaryota; Viridiplantae; Streptophyta; Magnoliopsida; Malvales; Malvaceae
Product: receptor kinase-like protein Xa21
Exons: 1
Coding region: 1-447 (148 amino acids)
Biological process (GO): protein phosphorylation
Molecular function (GO): ATP binding; protein tyrosine kinase activity
Source: RefSeq, a predicted model, not a curated record
AUGCAUAGGCAACACGAUCUCAAACUCGCUACCCGGAAUUUUAGUUCAGAGUAUUUGAUUGGAGAGGGUAGCUUUGGAUCAGUUUACAAGGGUGUUCUCAAUGAUGGAAGUUUGGCAGCUAUCAAGGUCUUCAAAAUGGGACAACAUGGAGCUUCCAAGAACUUUCUAGCUGAAUGCGAAGCUCUUCGACGAAUCCGACAUCGGAACCUCGUUAAAAUCAUAAGUGUAUGUUCAGCAGGCGAUUUCAAGGCACUAAUCCUUAAGUUCAUGCCAAAUGGAAACUUGGAACAGUUACUUCACCCAAGAAGUGAAGACUCUGAGGUAGAAAAAGCUCUUGGCAUGAACCAGAGACUGAAGGUAGAUCAAGAUGUUGCCUCAGCACUAGUGGCGGAUAAAGGAAUUAAAAAAUGGGUCCAAAAGCGAGGGUAUUUUGAUAAUUUCAACUAA